Molecule: messenger RNA, 630 nt
Organism: Cylindrotheca closterium
Lineage: Eukaryota; Bacillariophyta; Bacillariophyceae; Bacillariales; Bacillariaceae
Source: the annotation of a GenBank genome assembly
AUGAUGGCCUGCCAAUCAAGAGUCAGUCUCCUUUCUUCCAUCGCCGCAUUGUUCUUCGGUAUUAUUCUUUUACUGGACAAUGCUGCUGCUGCUGCUGCUGCUGCUACUGAUGCCUCAUCAUCAUCAUCAUCAUUGUCAUCAUCGGAACUCGAAGUCUCCAUGAUUCUUCCCACUUGGAAUGAAAAUGCUCAAGAACGAAGUUUACGAGAAUUGCAAUUGACCCAAGGCAAAUGUUGGUCCACACGAGAUGACCGAAAACCCAAUCGCUAUUGCAUGUUUGAGGAUACCCCACGAUCGGGUGCCUUUUUGAGUCUCUCCUGUCCCACCACCCGAGACGAUUAUUCCAUGGCCCAAUGUCAAUGCACGAUUGGAAUUGGAGACUCGCAAGAUGCCCCCAAUACGAAUACCUGUUGGAAGUGUGGAUUCUGUAGGGAUGGCUCCUUGGCAUACGAUUGUCGGAAUGUAGCGGAAGGAACCUGUAUUGGAAGAAAUUGCCUGGACGAAUGCUUGAGUAGUUUCAAUGAGCCAGAAGAUCUACUGCUGGGAAGUGAUGCCAAUAAGAAGGCAAGCAGCUUCUUGUUGAUGGUUCCAAGCAUCAUUGUUUCUGUUUUUUUGCUAUGUCUGCAAUAA